This is a messenger RNA of Astyanax mexicanus (Mexican tetra), 4222 nucleotides long. Its product is annotated as FYVE, RhoGEF and PH domain-containing protein 6. The record is from RefSeq and is a predicted model, not a curated record. The transcript is spliced from 21 exons. The coding region runs from base 237 to 3725 and encodes 1162 amino acids. Gene Ontology annotation, molecular function: metal ion binding; guanyl-nucleotide exchange factor activity. NCBI's taxonomy places the organism in Eukaryota, Metazoa, Chordata, Actinopteri, Characiformes, Acestrorhamphidae. Gene Ontology annotation, cellular component: cytoplasm.
AAUUUCAAAGGGAUUAUUGUUGUUAGGAAUUCUCCCCGCCUACCGGCACCAUGUUCAGCAAAACUGGAAGCUUAACAUUGUUUUUCUCGUACUGGAACUGGAGCGGGCUGAGAGACUGAGCUGAACUUCACCGCGGCUCUGACUAAAUGGGAUUUAUGUAUCAUGAGUUGGAUAAAUAGAGAAACAGUGCUGUAAUGAGGGGAGUGUAGGUGAGUAGGAAGAGGAGCUACGCUGCUAUGGAGAGGACAGGGAAUGUAGAGAAGCCGCCUGUGGCCCCUAAGCCAAGGGUGCUUCCACCACCAAAAACAAUUCUGCCUGCUUCAAAACAAGCACUUGACCUGGAUGUUUCCUACCCUGUAAAGAACACUGUGAAACCUGCUGUUGCACCUAAACCAUGUAGUUCUAAAACUUCUGCACCUCCACCAGAGUCCAAGUCCGUAGCAUCUGACAGUGAGCAUCAAGAAAGUUUGCAACAAAAGUCUGAUGUCCUUAAGCAUGUGGGUUUACUAAAUUCCAGAAAUGGACCUAGUUUGGAGUUGAGGCAGCCAGAAUGGGAUUAUGUCAUUCCAACUUGUGAUUGUGCCGAAGGGAAGUGUCAUGGCUGCUCACCUAAGGAAAACAGCAGAAGACCCAUCCAGCAUGGAAAUCGUAUUGAACCACGUCAAAACAACAAACCAGAAGGAUCCAAAAGUCCCACUCCCCGAGCUCAGACUAAACCUCUGCACAAGACUACAACAAAUCAUGGUCAAGGGCUGAUCAAUCCUCCUAAGGACUCAGUACAAGGCUCAUCUGUGGCUAAUGGAUCAGUAGCUUUGGACAAACAUUUAACAAAAAAAACUCAAGGCAGUCUUGGCAGUUCUUAUGAGGCACCAGCUACUGUCACUGGAUCAGGGCAAGCUGUAUUAAACAAAAAGCCUCAUGGGUAUUCUACUGGUAGACAAAAUGGCAGUUCAUACUCUGGUAUGACACCAGUAAGAAAAGCUCCACCAUUGCCACCAGUGCAGAAUAAACCAAAGAUCAGCAGUGCUGGGCGACUGGACAAUGCUGAUAUCUUCUCAGAGGAAGGCGCUACUGAGGCAACGCUUACAGCUGUAAAACUGAUGCAAAGCUCACCAGUUGUGUCUCUGAAGGAAAGGCCACCUACUAUCCCUCCAAGGGAGAAUAAACCCAAAAAAGUAUAUGUUGAAACCCAAGGUGACAAUGUGGUUCCACGGUGGAGGACCCCUGCUAAAGAAAAAAUACAGGGCAAAGACAUACAUCAUGGUGGACUCCCAGGGCAUGCUUUAAAGACGCAGCAAUCAAGGGAUGACAGAGAAGGCCCAGAUUCAAAGCCAAAAACCGUAAUGACAAAAGAAGUCCACAAGAAACCAGAAGGAAACAUCAUCAUGUCUGAGGAAGAGGUCAUUGAGAGUAAUAUCAGUCCUGUGAAAAUGGAUCCACCCCUCCCUGCUAAAGGAAAAUCUAGAGGUAAAGCCAAUCAAAACUCUGGAAAACAGGAGCCUAACAGCACACCAGACAAAAGACCUGGCACUAGUCUGAAGCCUAAAGCUAAGUCUUUCAGCCCAGCAGAUAGUCUUCUGAAGAAAUCAUCCUACCAGAAGGUGAUGGAACUUGACCUUCCAGUUAAAAAGACCAAGAAAAAGCAGGCCCAUGGUAGCCCUGUGGUCAAGAGUGAGGACUCAGUAAAGGAGGAUAGGCAGAACAGCAACACCCAAAAUGAAGCCAAUAUACAAAUCCCAGAGUACAGACGUCACCUAGUCAGAGAACAGAGUGUGGACGGAGAAGAUUUUCAGGAAAAAAUAAAACAUGAACAUCUCUAUCAGAAUAUUUCAGAUAUUCUAGAUUCUCAUUCUAGUGGAAAAGCAGCGACACAGACCCAACAACCUCAGGGAAUCCAACAGAGGCAAUUAUCCACAGAGAACCUGUACGAAGAACCAAUUUCCCCUGAAGAAAGUGAAUACUUCAAUGAAAGUAAUGUAUAUGAAGACAUUCUAAGCUCAGAUGAGGAGGAAAUUGAUAGCGGCUCAGAGGUAGAAGAAGAUAGCAAUUCAUACUCUGACAAAGAUCAGAGUCAGAACGACGCCAAGAACACCAAGCUGGCUCAUAUAGCCAGAGAGAUCAUGAGUUCUGAGAAAGUGUUUGUGGAGGUGUUGAAGCUUCUCCAUAUAAAAUUCCGGAAAGCAGUGGAGGAUGCCAGUCAGGGUGGGAAAGCUGUGAUUGAUGAUCGGAUUCUGAACCAGAUCCUGUUUUCCCUGCCACAACUGUAUGAGCUGAACAGUAACUUACUGAGGGAGCUGGAGGAACGUGUGGCCAACUGGAAUGAGCACUCUGGUGUAGCUGACAUCUUUUUAAAGAAGGGCCCAUAUCUGAAAAUGUAUUCCAGUUACAUCUGUGAGUUCGACAAGAAUGUUGCCCUACUGGAGGAGCAAUGCAGAAAGAAUCCAGCAUUCGCAAAAGUAGUUCGGGAAUUUGAGAGCAGUCCAUGCUGCGCCAAUCUUGCAGUCAAACACUACAUGCUGAAACCCGUUCAGAGACUCCCCCAGUACCAACUGCUCCUCUCAGAUUAUGUGAAGAAUCUGAAUGAAAACUCUCCACAUUACAAAGACACACAAGAUGCCUUGAAGUUGGUAAAGGAUGUGGCAAAUCAUGCCAAUGAAACCAUGAGGAAAGGGGAUAACUUUCAGAAGCUGAUUCAAGUGCAGUACAGCCUGACGGGACAUCAUGAGAUUGUAAAGCCUGGAAGGACCUUACUGAAAGAGGGGACGCUGAUGAAACUCUCCAGAAAAGUCAUGCAGCCCCGGAUGUUCUUCCUAUUUAAUGACACCCUGCUGUACACCACACCACUCCAGACAGGCCAGUACAAACUGAACAAUGAGCUUUCACUGGCUGGGAUGAAGGUCAGUAAACCCAGUCAAGAAGGGCAUCAGAAUGAGCUAAACAUCGAAAGCGUUGAACGAUCAUUUAUCCUUUCUGCCAGUUCUCCUACUGCUCGAGAUGAAUGGCUGGAGGCCAUCUCUGCUGCUAUUAAUGAUUACACCAAGAAAAUGAUCUCAUUUGGUUCAAGCAGAAGCCCUGAAGAGGGGGGCAAAGACACUGUAGAUGCUCAGCUGGGCUCCAAGGCCCCUAUAUGGAUUCCAGAUCUGCGGGCCACAAUGUGCAUGAUCUGCACCUGUGAGUUCACUCUGACCUGGAGAAGACAUCACUGCAGAGCGUGUGGGAAGGUGGUGUGUCAGGCCUGCUCAACUAACAAGUACCCUCUGGAGUAUUUGAAGUAUCAUCCAGAGCGAGUGUGUGAUCAGUGCUUUGAGACUCUACAGCACAACAGCUCAGGUAGUAGUAUUUUAUCUCCAAAUGCGAAAACUUUAGGUGGCUUUCACUUUAGACGGCAGAGGAAGAUCGCAGCAGCCCUAAAAGAGGUUUCAGCCAACACCGAUGAAUCGUCCAUGAGUGGAUAUCUGGAGAGGAAUAAGCCCAAAAAGAAACAGUGGAAGAGGCUCUGGUUUGUAAUCAAGAACAAGGUGCUAUACACUUACGCUGCCAGUGAGGAUGUAGCAGCUCUUGAGAGUCUGCCUCUACUGGGCUUCUCUCUUAAAGAAGAUCAGUCUGAAUCCUCUCAGCAGUUUAAGCUCUACCACAAAGACAAACUCAUCUACAUCUUUAAGACAGAUGACAGUAAUAUCUAUCACAGGUGGAUUGAAGCUUUCCGUGAGGCCAUGGUUCUUUAGCCUUCACCCACGAGACCACUACCUCACAUUGUUCCUUAUGCAGAAAGCUAAUAUCACUCUUUUAUAUUUAACAGAAUACUAAAGCUACCUAAAGAUGUGAAUGUGAAUGCUGCAUUGUCUUGGCACAGAUCUUGACAUCUGGACUAUAUUUUUCCUUUAAUGUAAAAUAAUUGAAUAUAAUUUACAAUGCUGUGUAAUCCAAGACAAUAGACUCAACCUUACUGUUUUUGCAAACUUAGAGCAUUUAUAUGAAACAUUCCUGCAAAACCAUGUUAUGGGGAUUCAGUGUUUUACUUUUACUGUGACUAUUAUAUUAACAGUUUUACUGUUCAUGUUGACACUGUUUAGUCUACUGUUGUGUUUGAAUGAAGAAGUUCCAGAAAUACCUUUAUUUUCCAUGUUUACAGCACUUAUAUGUACAUAUAGGAUUUGGUGUGGAGUAUGUAAUUGGUGGAGAAACACUGUCUCUGUACUAAAUAAAUGUAUUUUUUCAUACA